AUGGACUACAUCAAGCUUGCCAUCUUCCUGUUUAUCGCUUUGGGGAAUGUUACUACCUUGGGAUCUCCGACCACCACAAUUGAUGAUUUCGACAAGUUCGAUGAUAGCGAGGUAACAAGCUGAUAUUACAACGUAUUUUCACAUGAAUUCCGUCUCACAAAAUUCUUGAACUUAUUAAUAAAAGGUAUGGGUCGUUAAGCUAUUGGAGACCAGUUUUCACAGUGCCAGAGACUCUUGUACAAAUGGAUUAGUUGAAUCAAACAGCUACAUCCUUAACACCUUUAAAAUCUUACCGUUUAUUCAUGGUCAUGUGACGUGUCACGUGAUCAAAAAUUUUAAUGAAGGAAAUUUUCGAAUUGACUUCCUACGGUUAAAUGUUUCAGUGUUUCUGUUAGAAGAUGAGCAUAUUUUUACUUUUUACGUUUGGAAUAAAUGUACUCGAAAGUAGUGUAUCGUUGGUUUUCACAUGACGUCACUCAAAUUCAAACUACAAAACUAUCGAUCCUACUAAGAUUUUACUUUCAUGACGCAAUAGAGCGGCUAAAAACUAAUAUUCAUAAAAUUUUUCGCUUCGAAAGGGUUCUUGGUUUUGUGAUAGAGUACGCUUCAAUUUCUAUUCCAAAUCUCUACUGAUAAAUUUGGGUAAAACUUGCUCUCAUCUGAAUCUUGGCGACGGUCUUUGCAUAUUUACCUCCUUUCAUUUCCCAAAUUCUGGACUUUUUCUAUUGAACGGUUUUGAUUUUUAUUUUGAUCUACUUUGAAUGGCGUGACACUGAAAACCAGCAGUGCUAUAAAAGGAUGAGUUGGGUUGGCUCCAGUUAUGUAUGAAACGUGCUUUAUUCUUUAAGUACCUUUAGUCUCAGCUAAAUCGAAAGAAUGUUGAUGUCAUCGAUCAGUAUAUGGUAAUUCAGUAUUCAAUAAAUCGGUAGAUAGCAAUUUUAGGGCCUUUUAAUUGGUUCCUGUAACUCAGACUAUCUUUGGCUAUUCCGAACCUUCCCUUCGGGGGGCUACUUGUAUGCUAUACGUUAUCACACAGUGCUUCGUCAGAAACUUAACACGGGAACUUUGGAUAAUCAAAUCAGGGCCAAAGACAAAAGUGUAUUUUGACUGUAAUUUAAAACCAUGAAUGUUUCUGUUUGAUACAAAGGAAUUUGAAGGACUGAUGAGAAUGCGAUCAAAUCAAUCAGAUAUCAACUUAGAAGAGGAUACGGAUAUAUCAACAAAAGUCCAGGUAACAGUUUUGGAGCAACAGUCACUAGCUGUCCUGUUGCUAGCCUAUUAAUUUACAUUUAAUGAAUACCACCUCAAUAAAGAAAAAAAUAUUGGAUCAGUUGUCUGAAAUAAAGUAAAUCGAACGUCUUAUUAAAUGGCACAGGUCACCAGGAUUUAGUGCCACUAAAUCAGUGGAAAUCGAUCCACUAAAACUGGCCUGGGAUCCGUUUCUCGAAAGUCCCGGUAACUUUUCGGGCCCGAAAUCAAAUAUUCAAAUCGAAAUGUAAAGAAUAAGAGCGCGGGUCCUGGCUAGCAAACUACUCCACUUUGUUUCAUUAACUGAUAGUUUUAUCACGUUAGAUGCAAAACUAUUGAAACCUCGAUCAUUAAUGUAAACGGAGACAGCUUACCGAGCCUGUUCAGUUAAUAAUCGGGACUUUCGAGAAACGUACGGGCCCCUAGCCCGGGCUCCUGCCUGGCCUUAUACUAAAUGUUACCAUAUUUCCACACUCUAGUACAUGAAUCAUCUGUAGUUUAAUAAAAAAAACUUGGCUGUCACUAAGGAAGGGUAAGAAAGAAAGUGACUAAAACUUGAAAUGCAUGGAUUAUUGUUUGAUCUCACUUUGGAGAAAGAAUCUAUGUAUUUCUAUUUUCUUUUCAGACGAAGGCCAAUCUGAAAAUCGGCCAAAGUGCCUAGAGGGAGGGGGGGCACUUGACGGCAACCUUGGGUCGGGUGGUAUCGCUUAGGUCUUUAAAUCUCUUUAUUCUCUUUUUUUCCUUUUAUUUUGUACGCCUUUUUUUAAACCUGUUUGAGGACUCUAAGAGGACAACUUUUCGCUGCCUAUACAAAACGAUCUCCUCUUUUAUAUAUAUACAGUGUAUAGCAACAUUUGCACUAGCAAAAUUUGCACACUAUACCGAGGUUCUUUUUUCUUUUCCAUUUUACUAUUAUUGGGGUAAAGAAAAUUGCUCGAUUAGACCGAAGACUUCGUUAUAUAGAGGUUCGUUAUAUCGAGGUUUCACUGUAAAUAUUGAAUUUGUCACAAAUUACCCUGUGUAAGACGAAUGAUCGUAAAAACCAUACCCUGUUCAGCAGUGCACGUCUCCGCUUUGUCUAAGCAAAAGAGUCUCCCUUCUAGGGUGCGUUGCAGCCCGGGGGGAAGGGGGGUUACUCCCCUAUAAAAGUGACGAGGCUGCUAGUCGGAAAAUUUCGACAACACCCCUAAAAGGUACCAGAAUCUUGUUUUAUGGGCGUGUCCCAAAUUCAUUUCCAACCCUAAGAGGUACCAAUUCAACAAUAACAAAUUAUAUAACUGGCACUGCAAAUUUUAAUAGUAAUAGAGAUAACUUUCGAACAUUUUCUUCUCAAGGACUUUUUGAAAGUAUUUUCAUAAAUCGUUAUCCUACUAAAGCGUAUCAACUCUGGCAGCACACCCUAAGCGGUACCAAUCCCAAAAAUUUAGACCCCUGAAAAGGUACGACGACCACCCCCGUCACUUUUAUAGGGGACUACCCCCCGGGGCGUUGUAAGCGUUCGAAAGGAAAGGGAAAAGGGAUUUUGGGACAACACUGAAGAAUUUGAUAAAAUGUUUGCUUAACAUGAAUUGUUUAUUUCAAUAUGAACAGGCCCAAACGAGAACAGAUUUAAGAACGAGUGACCAAGAAGACCAAAAGACCAAACGACAAAGUAAAAUAUAUUUUCCUUCUAUACUGUAUAUCAUAGGUCUGGUGCUAAUACUUCGUGUUUCUUUAGGAGUACGAAGCAAAACAAAACAGAUCCAAAAGAGCUUCCAAAAUUAAAUUGGAGGCGCUGGAAACUUGUGGGUGGGUUAUAAAACCUUGCUUAGGAUGCCGCUAUGAUAUCUCGAAGGCCUUUCACUUGGAGCACAAACUGUCCCAUUAUAUUAUUAUAGCUAUCACUGCGCUCACCAGUUUCUUUUGUAAAGAAGCCUUCAUAGGGCCAAGAGGUGUCCAGAAUUCGAAACCUUGUGUUUUUAUAAAACAGAGUUUUAUAGAAUUUUUUUUCUUGCGUAAACGAAAGAAACAUACACUCAGUACUGAACCUCCUGAUACAUUGUAGAGAACAAAACAGAGACAUUUUACCAUGUACUAACUUUUCACAUUCAUUUUACUUUCACUGAAUUUAUUAUAAAUUUAUUUUUGCUUAAACCCUAGCAUUAAGGUCUUGGCCGAAGAUUGCUUGGUUGCCGAGAUGGACGCUGGGAUCGUUGAAGACUUAUUUUCAGUAGCUUUCAGUGAUCAUUUGAUUCAAUCAUAUCAUUUUCCAGCGGUCUCAGCGAUCGUGGCGAUCACGGAAAACAGUAAUUAAUUGUGUGUUUUUCUCUCUUUUUCCCCACGCAUAGUUGAUAAAAUCGCAGCGGCUGCACUGACAUUUGAAGUACUUAAAUCGCUCCUAGAUACCAUCAGUGGUACAAAUCGCAAGAUAGCCAUCGGCAUCGCUAAUGAGAGUGGAUAUAGAUGGGGAGCAAUUAAUGUUUACUUCUUCACAGGCGUCACAGACGAAGUCCUUACCCGUACAGUAAACACAGGUAAAUACGAAUUAAGAAAAGAGUAAGCGAUUCCGAACUAAUAAAAAACUCGUGAAGGCAUGAUCAAUUAUCAGGUCAUAAGUUUUUGAACAGAUCAGCUUUGCUGGAAGAGUAACAGUUGGCUUGUUUUCUGCUUUCUUGCCCACUCGCAGUCGUCAUAUCUUACAAACAAAUAAACAAUAUUUGUUUUAAAUCCCCUCUAGAGUAUAGCCAAGCAAUAAGCUGAUCGAUAUGAUCUUGCAGAAGUCUACUAUGCGCUCAUUUUGAUUAGUCAUUCCUUGUGCCGCAACAACAACGGUCGAGUCAAUAUGUGCCUUUCAAUUUCACUCCUGUUUCCGUUACUUUUCGUUUUUGUUAUCGUUUUUAGCUUUAGCCAACUCGGGUGAAAUAAUGAUGAUGAUGACAAUGAUGGUGUUGGUGACGGUGACAGGGGUGAUGCCGGAGAUUAGUUUUAUUAUUUUUCUUUGAAAUAAUUAUGAAAAGUUUCAGCCUUGGUAACAACUAGUUAGCGUCGAUUUAUAUGCCAAAAAUGAUGAACUGGUCAGGAAUACUCCGUUUGGAUAUAAUCUGAUUCCUUUUGCAUACCUAUAUCUCCACACCCAUCUCUAGGUGAAGCAAUGCUAUUUAAAGCACGAAGAAGAAACAGCUACUUUCCAUUUGGUGUGAUGGGAGUACUGACGUACUGUAUAAUUGACAUCGACCAAACACUGGCCGUCAUGUUUUCCGUCCCCUAUCUUCAGGGUCUGUACCUCAAUGUGUGGAAUGUUAAGCUUUUCAGUGGUUAUCAAAAGGCCUCACAUAGCAUGUUAGGCAAAAUGUAUGGUCGACGUCGCGGUAACUUAAUUGCUGAUGCGUCUUGGGAUAGUAUUGACUUGGGCCAUGGGCUUAAAGCAGAGGGUGCUAUGGCUACCUCUGGUGCGGCUACCCUACAAAUUAAAGUAUCCCGCAAGGGCCAGCAGGUUGCUAAACCAGAUUCUGGAAGGUUUUGGGGGUAG
Messenger RNA from Porites lobata, 4756 nucleotides. The record is from the annotation of a GenBank genome assembly. Lineage: Eukaryota; Metazoa; Cnidaria; Anthozoa; Scleractinia; Poritidae.